AUGUCGCAGGAGGAAAAGGAUGCCCUUCCUUUAUCCCGACGCAAGAAACUUGAAAAACAACUCGCAGCGCUUCGGAAGAAGCAGGCGAAGGCGGCGGCCGCCGCCAAUCGUGCUCAGGCCACCCCAAAGAAGGACGGCGCGACCUCAGACAAGAAGAAGAAGAAGGCCGCCGCUCAGGCCGCCGCUGACGCUAUGGCCAAUUUUGUCAACAACACACCCGCCGGCGAUAAGAAGAUCUUAGACGACGUCAUGGCCCCUACCUACCAUCCCAGAGCGGUGGAAUCGGCUUGGUAUGAGUGGUGGGAGAAGCAGGGAUACUUUCAUGCCGAUGCCAAGGAUAUGGAAGGGAAAGGGCCGGAAGAUGCUUUCAUUAUGGUCAUCCCUCCUCCUAAUGUGACAGGGAGCUUGCAUUUAGGGCAUGCCCUCAUGUGUGCUGUAGAGGACGCGCUUGCGCGCUACCAUCGUAUGCACGGCAAGGUCACAAUGUGGUUGCCGGGUGUCGAUCAUGCCGGUAUUGCGACACAGGCUGUGGUGGAGAAGCAGCUGAAGAAAGAGCGCGGAAUCGAUCGUCAUGCGUUGGGUAGGGAUGGGUUUGUGAAACAGGUCUGGGAUUGGAAGACCGAGUACGGUGGGAAGAUUGUUCACCAAUUGCGAAGAAUCGGAAGCUCUCUUGAUUGGGAGAGAGAAGAGUUCACGAUGAGUGAUAAGCUUAACAAUGCCGUGAGGGAAGCGUUUGUCAAGUUUUAUGAUGAUGGACUCAUUUACCGUGAUACCAGGCUCGUCAACUGGUCUAGUACAUUGCACACAGCUAUCUCCGAUAUUGAGGUGGACAAUAUUGAAAUUGAAGCAUUCACAAAGAGAAAGGUUCCUGGCCACGAAGAUCUGAUUGAGUUUGGCGUGCUCACCAACUUCGCAUACAAAGUUGAUGGUUUAGAUGAAGAGCUCGUCGUGGCGACCACACGCCUAGAGACUAUGCUUGGGGAUACUGCCGUGGCCGUCCACCCUGACGAUCCGCGAUACAAGCACUUGAUUGGUAAGAAUUUGAUUCAUCCUUUCGUGGACCGUAAGCUUCCUAUAAUCGCCGACGGGGAACUUGUUGACAUGUCUUUUGGAACUGGUGCCGUAAAGGUUACCCCAGCGCACGACCCGAACGAUUUUGCGUGUGGAAGACGAAAUGGCCUUCCUGAGGUUACCAUCAUAAACUUGGACGGGGACAUUAACGAAAAUGGUGGUAAGUUCAACGGUAUGAAGAGAUAUGUGGCGCGUGUGGAAGUUGAAAAAGAGCUGGCAGGGAUGGACCUGCUUCGCGGAAAGGAGCCGAAUGCUAUGAGCUUGCCAGUUUGCUCUCGCUCGGGGGAUGUUGUUGAACCACUUCUUAUCCCGCAGUGGUGGGUCAAUUGCAAAGAACUUGCGAAGAGAAGCGCUGAUGCCGUGCGGAACAGUGACUUGGAAGUUGUGCCGUCGCAAUUUCAAGACACGUGGUUCAGAUGGCUCGACAACAUUCGGGACUGGUGUAUCUCUAGACAGCUUUGGUGGGGCCAUCGAAUCCCAGCAUACGAGGCCUCUACAGAUGGUGCGCCAUCUGAGACUAUAUGGGUUGUGGGGAGAACUGAAGCUGAAGCUCGGGAGCGUGCUGCCGCGAGGCUUAAUGUGGUGACAGAUGCGAUCAAACUGAAGCAGGACGAAGAUGUGCUUGACACAUGGUUUUCUUCUGGUUUGUUCCCUUUCUCUGUCUUUGGAUGGCCUGAGAAGACCAAGGAUUUAGAAGCCUUCUAUCCGACUACCCUUUUAGAAACUGGUCACGACAUUUUGUUCUUCUGGGUCGCAAGAAUGGUCAUGAUGGGCAUAGGCCUCACGGGCAAGUUGCCUUUCAAGACGGUACUACUGCACUCUCUGGUCCGAGACAAGAAAGGUCGCAAAAUGUCUAAAUCUCUUGGGAAUGUGAUAGAUCCUCUCGAAGUGAUCAACGGUGCAACUCUUAAUGAGCUCUCGGAGAAAAUCAAAAAGUCAAAUUUGCCCGCCAAGGAAAUCCAGCGGGCAAUAGCGGAUCAAAAGGAAGACUACCCAGGUGGCAUACCAGAGUGCGGUGCCGAUGCUUUGCGAAUUGGCCUUCUUGCUUACAUGACACAGGGCGGAGAUAUCAAUCUGGAUGUCGCACGUGUUAUCGGAUAUAGAAAUUUCUGUAACAAAUUGUGGAACGCAACGAAAUUUGCUCUCGGAAACUUAGAGAAGGACUUUGUGUUCUCGAACAAUGGGCUUCAGGGGGCGAUAGAGCUUGGUGAAACUCUGGAUCUUUGGAUCCUGUCGCGGUUGAAUGCGACUUGUGCGGAGGUGAAUGAUGCAUUUGUUGCCUAUAAUCUUGGGGAUGCGGUUAGUAUUGCGUACCGCUUUUGGAUGAGUGAGUUAUGCGGCAUCUAUCUGGAAGGUUUGAAACCCGUCAUGCGUGGAGAGGACGAAGGCAAGAAGACUGCUGCCAAAAUGGUUCUAUUCGAAUGUCUCAGCGCGGGAAUACGAAUGUUACACCCAAUGAUUCCUUUUGUAACUGAAGAGCUAUACCAGAGACUGCCUGGGCCCACUGUGCCUGAGUCGAUAUGUAUUGCACCUUUCCCGAAGCAGAGCGAAAGUCGGCAUUUCGAGGCAGCGGAGCUAAGGUUAGAAUCCACCAUGAAGAACGUACAAGCUAUACGAGCUGUGAAGGCUGAAUAUGGCUUGAAACCUUCGAGUGCCCCAGAAGUGUUUAUACUGGCUGCGGAUGAGGAAGCAGCGAAGCGAAUUGUUCCCCAGUACGUUGAAACGCUCACCUCUUGUGGUAAAACGACUGCUGGUAUCAGUGGUGUGACUGAGCCCCCCAAUGGGGCUGCGGUUACUGUUGUGGAUGAGAAAUACGAAGUUCACGUUAUCCUCACUGGGCUCGUGGACUUUGAGUCUGAAAUCACAAAACUGGAGGCUGCAGCUUCAGAAAAAGGAAUGCUCGUUGAAGAAUAUGACAAGAAGAUGUCAGCGGAGGGAUACGAGAGCCGCGUCCCCGAAAAGGUUCGUUGCAAGAAUACUAAAACACGCGAAAAGUAUAUAUUGGAAAAGGCCAACCUCGAACUCUUAGCCGAAAGAUUCCGAAAACUAUUGCGAUAA
Messenger RNA from Chondrus crispus (carragheen), 3129 nucleotides. RefSeq lists its product as hypothetical. NCBI's taxonomy places the organism in Eukaryota, Rhodophyta, Florideophyceae, Gigartinales, Gigartinaceae. Gene Ontology annotation, molecular function: aminoacyl-tRNA deacylase activity; ATP binding; valine-tRNA ligase activity. The record is from RefSeq and is a predicted model, not a curated record. The coding region runs from base 1 to 3129 and encodes 1042 amino acids. Gene Ontology annotation, cellular component: cytosol. Gene Ontology annotation, biological process: valyl-tRNA aminoacylation. The transcript has a single exon.